AAAGUGCUGGAUUUGGACAUAAACAUGCUCAACAGCAGGCACGCAAGCCUUAGAGAAAAAGGAGGAAUAUGGGGAUUGUGCAUCUUCUUGCUUUACACCAGCCCUCUUUCCUGUUUUGCAAAUUUCAGCCAAGCAAAGGAGCUCAUCUAUAAGAUAAAGGAGGGAUUACCCAGGGGGACCUUCAUAGGGACCAUUGGACUAGACUUAAAUUUGGAUUUCACUGUUGACCCCCCCUUUAUAUUCAAUCUCCCACAAAAGAAGACCAGUGAACAGUAUGUGAACCUAAAUAAUAUCACUGGGGAGCUUUACACAUCUGCUACAGAAAUUGACAGGGAGACCCUCUGCCCUGAUAACCUGGACAGUCAGGGAUGUGUCCUCUCACUGGAUGUGUUUGUGCUGCCUCAGCAGUACUUUCAACUUGUCAAAGUUAAGAUUUUCAUUGAGGACGUGAACGACAAUAGGCCAGAGUUCCCAGUGGAUGUGAUCUGUCUAUCUGUCCCGGAAAACACACCUAUAAAUGCUCGUUAUGCGGUUGAGCAGUCUGCAGUCGACCCAGACCUGGGUCUUCACGGAGUGCAGACCUACUGGCUGGUUAAUGACUUUGGCGUGUUUACACUGGAUGUUGAGGAGAAUGAGGGAGGGGAGCUGACACCCUUCCUCAUUGUUAUGGAGGCUUUAGACAGAGAAUCACAGGAUGAAUACAUUACAGAUAUUAUUGCAGAGGAUGGAGGGACCCCUCCUCUGCUUGGAGCAGCUACUUUAAAAAUUGUCAUCACAGAUGUGAAUGAUAACUGCCCCCACUUCACAGAGUCACACAUUAAUGUCACUCUGCAUGGGAAUACCACUAAAGGGGCACAUUUGGCACAUCUGGAUGCUUUUGACCCUGACCUUGGCGCUAAUGCUCAGAUCAGCUAUGCUUACAGUGAACGUGUGCCAAGGGACACCAGGACUUUGUUCCAUUUGGACAGAAACACAGGAGUGAUCAAGCUAGCAGGGAAGAUAGACACUGGCACAGCCACAUUUUACAAACUCACCAUUCUUGCUAAUGGACCUGGUUGUAUCCCUGCUGUUGCCACUGUCACUGUGAAUAUCAUCAAAGUUGUCACUGGACCCCCUGCUGUCAUAGCCCGGUACAUUGCCCCAGAAAAGGAUGGAGUGAUAACAAUUAAGGAGUCUGAGCCCGCCUUCUAUCCAAUUGCUUUUUUUACUGUUAAAAACAUUGAUAAGAACCAAAGGGUAGACUGCCAUUUGGAAGGAACAGGUCCCUUCAGGCUUGUCCCUUAUCAGCUGUUCAAGAAUGAAUACUUGCUGGAGACUACAGAGCCCUUGGACUAUGAAAGGACACAGGAGUAUGAGUUAACUGUGGUUGCUAAGAAUACAAGAGAUCUUGUCUUCAAGAUGUACCUCAAGGUGCAGGUUUUAGAUGAAAAUGAUAAUGCACCAGUGUUUCAGCGGUCUUUGCUGGAAGUAUCUAUUGAGGAAAACAAUCCACCAAACACAUUUCUAGCCCAGGUACAAGCCUCAGACCAGGACAGUGAAAGCCGAGGGGAGGUCAUCUACCUUCUUGGGGGUGACAUUCCUGGGAUCUUUGCUGUGGAUCGCAUCACAGGUGUCCUCACCGUGACCACAUCACUGGACCGUGAGGAGAAAGAGGCAUACCGGUUCAUAGUGAGAGCAGUGGACCAGGGGACACCCAGGAGAGAGUCAAUUGCAACUGUGGUAGUGACUGUGCAGGAUCGCAAUGACAACAGUCCACGCUUCAUCAAUAAGGACUUUACUUUCUUUGUGCCAGAGAACUUCCCGGGGUAUGGUGAGAUCGGGGUCCUCUCUGUGACAGAUGCUGAUGCUGGGGAAAAUGGCUGGGUGGCCCUUUCCAUCAUCAACGGCAGCGACAUCUUCAUGAUAGACACAGGUCGAGGGGCGCUAAGGGCCAAGACAUCACUGGACCGUGAGCAACAAGGGACAUACCAGCUGUGGAUUGAGGCUGUCGAUGGAGGGAAGCCUGCACUUUCCUGUGUUACUAUGGUGACAGUGCUGCUGUUGGAUGUAAAUGACAACCCACCAAUUGUUCUCUUCCCCCAGUCCAAUCAAUCCUACAUGCUAGUGCUACCCAAUACACUACCAGGAACAUCAAUCACAGAGGUGUAUGCUGUGGAUAAGGAUACAGGCAUGAAUGCUGUGAUUGCCUAUAGUAUCAUUAAGAGGAAAGGCGGUGAGCCAGGGUCAUUUGCCAUUGACCCAGAAACAGGAAAUAUCACAUUAAAGAGGGAGCUCAGCAACCGGGGCCUGUACAGCCUCCUGGUAAAGGUCAGUGAUCAUGGCCAGCCCGAACCACUUUACUCAACAGUCAUGGUAAACUUCUUUGUCAAUGAAACAGUUAGUAAUGAGAGUUACAUUCAAAGUCUGCUGACCAGAGAGUCUGAAAUAGAGACAGAGGAGAGACCCUGGUACACUGGUCAUAUGACAGAGGGGCCUGAGAAGUAUGAGCUGUUCCCUUGUCAGCGUCUCCUCAUUGCUCUUUCAGUGACAUGCCUUGGGCUCUUCCUCACGGUUGUUAUGCUGACAUCUUACAUAUGCUGUAAGAGGUUUAAGAAGCACAGAAAGAAAAGACCAGAAGUGGAAAUACCUUUAAAAAUGAAGAAGGACCCAGUGCAUGUUGUGAACAGAAAGUUCAGACAGAUCUCAAACAUCUGAUAUUCAGCUGUCCACACAUUCAAGAACCACCUCUGUUUACAUAAAUGUUUACAAAAAUCGCUAUAAGAAGUGUAGAUCUGACACCAAGUUGCUCCUAUAAUAUACAAUAUACCCCCCAAAAAAUCUUAACUCACUGGCCACUCAAAAGUUUUCCAGAGCUUGCAAAUGAAUCUUACAGUCUUCUUUAGCUCAGUCUUUGAAGCAUGAUAUUCAUUUUCUGAUAUAAACAAUGAUAUGAAGGAUGUACCAUGUGAAAUGUGU
This is a messenger RNA of Monopterus albus (swamp eel), 2955 nucleotides long. It is a transcript of the gene pcdh20, whose product is annotated as protocadherin 20. Gene Ontology annotation, cellular component: plasma membrane. Gene Ontology annotation, biological process: homophilic cell-cell adhesion. Gene Ontology annotation, molecular function: calcium ion binding. The coding region runs from base 25 to 2694 and encodes 889 amino acids. The transcript is spliced from 2 exons. Lineage: Eukaryota; Metazoa; Chordata; Actinopteri; Synbranchiformes; Synbranchidae. The record is from RefSeq and is a predicted model, not a curated record.